AAACACGGCUCAUGGAAAAAUAAAAAUUACUUCGACCCGGACCGAUGGAACUCGGGAAACUCAAGACAAACGAAUCGAUGAGACAACGAGGCACACCUGGUCAAGACACGAGUGGCUGGAGGGAGCUGAUUGAGUGACACGAGGAACACAGGAAAACAUGACGUCAAGUUAACACGAAGGCGGAUCGUGACAAAGCAUCUCCGUUGAUGCUGCGUUCCAGGAAACCCUUCACCGUGUACCAAAUUGCAAAGGUCGAAGGGUGAUUGGCUCGUGGCAGCUGGCAAUCAACGCGGGCCCGCCUCUUCCUGUGUCAGUGCUCCUUGCCUUGAACUGCGAGUGUUCUGCCACUGCCGCUUACACGUUCCCCAGCGAUGGACAGCUGUAUAUCGGCGCUUUCUCUAGCGUCGUCUCGCUCGUUUACUCUGGAGGUGGACUUGUGAGCGGAUUAUAAAACUACGCCGAGAGCGUAUUUUAACAACGGGGGAAAGCCAAUUUUGUCGUAGUUUGGCAGAAGGAAGCGGAGCAACAUGCCUGUUUCAACUCUUCUGCCUUUCACGGCCACCCCGAAUAGGAAGUCUUCCAACCCGACUUCGUUCAGGUUGACGGAGAAAUUUAUCCUGCUUUUGGUGUUCAGCGCCUUCAUUACGUUCUGUUUCGGUGCAAUUUUCUUCCUGCCCGACUCGUCCAAGCUACUCAGCGGAGUUUUCUUCCAUUCCUCUGCCGUGGAGACGAACACCCGCACCGGACUGGACGGUGGCGGAGGUGAGUUAGGCUCGGCUGGAAGCGACGAGAAGGUCCUGGCCAAAAUUAAGAAGGACCACGAAAAAGCCUUGCUGGAGGCCAAGGAUACUCUACAAAAGCGUCCCGAUGAGAUCAAGCAGGACAUUUUGAACGAGAAGGAAAAAGUGGCCAAGGAGAGUUUGGGUCAAGGUGGAAAGGGUGGCAAUGAUUUACCUUACGUCGAGUACCAGAGACCCCCGGGGGCAACAGGACACGAACCCAUGGACCCCACGACAAGAGAGCGGCGGGCGAAAAUCAAAGAGAUGAUGAAACACGCGUGGGACAGCUACCGACGCUACGCCUGGGGUUCCAAUGAGCUCCGGCCCAUCUCCAAGCAAGGCCACUCCAGCAACCUGUUUGGAAGCAUCAAAGGCGCAACCAUCGUGGACGCUUUGGAUACGCUCUACAUCAUGGAAAUGUUUGAAGACUUUGACGCCGCCACCGAGUGGGUGGAGAAGAACCUGGACUUCAACGUGAAUGCCGAAAUAUCUGUCUUCGAGGUGAACAUCCGUUUCGUGGGAGGCCUUCUGUCGGCGUACUAUCUGUCCGGCAAAGAGGUUUUCCGCAGAAAAGCGGUGGAGCUGGGUGAAAAACUGCUCCCGGCCUUUAAAACGCCCACCGGAAUCCCCUGGGCUUUGCUCAACCUCAAGAGCGGAAUCGGUCGCAACUGGCCGUGGGCGUCGGGCGGCAGCAGCAUCCUGGCCGAGUACGGAACGCUGCAUCUGGAGUUCAUGCACCUCAGCAAACUGUCGGGAAACCCGGAAUUUGCCCAAAAGGUGAUGAACAUCCGCAAAGUUCUCAAUCGCUUGGAUAAACCUCAGGGACUGUAUCCCAAUUACCUGAACCCAAACAGCGGCCAGUGGGGUCAACAUCAUGUGUCUGUGGGCGGACUGGGCGACAGCUUUUACGAGUACCUGCUCAAAGCCUGGCUCAUGUCUGACAAAACGGACGAUGAGGCCAAGAAGAUGUAUUAUGACGCCCUGCAGGCCAUCGAGAGCAGCCUAAUGAGGAAGUCGAGCGGAGGCUUGACGUACAUCGCCGAGUGGAAGGGGGGCCUUCUGGAACAUAAGAUGGGUCACCUGACUUGUUUCGCCGGCGGCAUGGUGGCGCUCGGUGCCGACGGGGCGCCCGACGACAAGACAGGCCACCAGAUGGAGCAAGCGGCCGAGAUCGCCAGAACCUGUCACGAGUCCUACUCCAGAACCGCUUUGAAGCUGGGCCCAGAGGCGUUCCGUUUCGAUGGCGGCGUGGAGGCCAUCGCCACGCGCCAAAAUGAGAAGUACUUCAUCCUGCGGCCCGAAGUCAUCGAGACCUACAUGUACAUGUGGAGGUUCACCCACGACCCAAAGUACAGGGAGUGGGGCUGGGAAGCCGUCAUGGCUUUGGAGCAGCACUGUAAGGUCGAGGGAGGCUACAGCGGCAUCCGAGACGUCUACGGGUCCACGCCGAACCACGACGACGUGCAGCAGAGCUUCUUCCUGGCUGAGACGCUCAAGUAUCUGUAUUUGCUAUUCUCCGACGACGGCCAAGUCUCUUUGGAGCACUGGGUGUUCAACACGGAGGCUCACCCCUUGCCCGUCAUUAGGAAGGAGCCACCAGAGCAGACCAACGAGGUGGAGUAGCAACGACUUUGGGGAACCUUGUACAACCCCUCUAAGGUUUGAAUUUCUGCCGUCUGGAAGAUGACUUUUUUUGACACUUCAUUUAACUGGAUCGGAGCAGACUCUCGUCUUUUGCGUCUUCUCUUGGGUGUUUUUUUUUUUUUUUUUAAAUACUCAGAUGUGGUCCUGUUGUUUUUCCUGGCUUCCACGAUGACCUUUUACAUAGAGCGUUGAAAGGCCAGGAUUUUUUUCGGACACCGUUUUAAGUGUGACGAAGAUGGACGACAUCCCUGUGCCACGUCGUCAUUGACAGGAAAAGACUAAUUUGGCCUUCAAGAGACAGAGACAAGAUGUUUCCACUCGCUACUCAGUGGCAUCACUUUCUGUGAUCGUGUUUACAAGACGCAGUCGUCAUCGUUUCAGCUUUUGUGUGUUUGAAAGCUUUGACUUCAUCAGUUUCGAUCCAACAGUGUAGCAUUGGAAGGCACUUCAAAAGCUGAAAGAAAAACUUUGGAGGGUGGGUGGGGCGGGGGGUCUUUUUGUCCUCACACGAAAGCAUGUCGAUGAAAUAAUCGCACAUCAGAACAGCUCUCACCCAGACCUUUAAUUCGAGAUAUGACUUGAUGCUAACAAUGUAGCUUUGUGAGGCUAGUACUAGCACAGCAUGAGGUUUGCCUCCAAACAUUCUGCCUUUACAAGGGAUACAAAUGCCAUUUUCUUUUGGGAUUGUCAAGGGUUUGAUAAAACUCACAUUUAGUGAAAGAGAGGCCCUAAAAUGAGCUUCCACCACGAACAUGUUUGUAAAGGCAGAACUAUUUUACUGGGACCUUUUGAGCAGCUGUUCCUACUGUUAUGACCACACGUGGAGGUGACCGCUCGAGAAGACGUCGACUAGUCUUUGGACCUCUGUUGUUGUUUUUUAUCACGUUCCAUUGUUUUUUUGUUUUUUUUUAAGUGGGAAGCAAGCAGCUAACCGUCCAAAUUGUUGAUUUUGAUGUUUUUCUUCAGCUACAGCAUGAGAAAGGCUGUCGUCCCCCGUUCAAGUCAUCGUCGCGUCGUUCUAGUUGUCGGCGGCGACUCUGUGCUUUUUGAUGGAUGCUUGUUGGGUCGGGAACCCGUGUCCCCGUAACCCCUCGCUCAAAAGCCACUCUUCAUCUUGUGCCUUCGCUCCCAGGCUGCUCGCACAAACGAAACCAGGCGAGAAGAAUGAACAACGUAGCUUUAAGAUUGACAGGGGGCAGUGAGCUGGUGUUUAUCGCGUUGAAUACGGUAUGUUCCAGACCCACGAACAGUUCAAGGCUGCAACAUAGAGACCAUAUCAUUAAAAAAAAAAAAAAGUUAUUGUAUCUAAACUUUAAACACAAAGUUUAAACAACUACCAGUUCAUCUUACGCAAGUCAGCUAGCUUAAUGCUAACAUAUUCAGUGGUGCCUUGAGAUGCAAGUUGAAUUUUUUUCCAUGACCGUGCUUGUAUAUGAAAACGUCUUUCCCUAUUAAAUUGAAGGGAAAUGCACUUCAUCUAUUCCAGCAACCCACCCCCAAAAGAACUCCCAAAUUGUUUUUUAAAGAUGUUUUAUAAUGAUAAACAUUGCGCUCAAACGUAACAUUGAGUAUGAAACCACAGUAAAAACAUCUGCUCGCUACAUAACCUUCAAACACGGAAAGUGAGCACAAAACAUGGCUGUACCUAAUGUUUUGUCCAUGCUGUUUUUUCUUGUAGUUAUUUUUAUUUUUUAUUGAUGGGGGGGCAAAAACUGCAUUAGUGCCACUAGCUGAUAAUCGUCCUUUGCCACGGUGGAGAUCUUAAGCGCAUGUGUAUCUUUUUUUCUAUUUCUUCUAUCCCAAGACAAAGAAUUGUCUAAUUGACAACUCAUGUCUUGGAAACUUGUAAGUCAAGGCACUCGUAUCUCAGGGCAGCACUAAAUGGGAAACUUAGCAUAGCUAUUUUGGUAAUUAUAACCCUUCACACAACACACGGAGCAGUAACACAUGUAAGUGAAGCCCUGGAAAACUCAGAACACCCAAAUAAAAUGUAUUAAUGGCA
Messenger RNA from Hippocampus comes (tiger tail seahorse), 4425 nucleotides. RefSeq names its product mannosidase, alpha, class 1A, member 1 (gene man1a1). The coding region runs from base 528 to 2402 and encodes 624 amino acids. The record is from RefSeq and is a predicted model, not a curated record. NCBI's taxonomy places the organism in Eukaryota, Metazoa, Chordata, Actinopteri, Syngnathiformes, Syngnathidae. Gene Ontology annotation, biological process: carbohydrate metabolic process; mannose trimming involved in glycoprotein ERAD pathway. Gene Ontology annotation, molecular function: calcium ion binding; mannosyl-oligosaccharide 1,2-alpha-mannosidase activity. The transcript is spliced from 14 exons. Gene Ontology annotation, cellular component: Golgi membrane; endoplasmic reticulum; extracellular exosome.